AUGCAUCCACGGAGAUCCGAUGCACAACAUGGCAUCGCUGUCAAAGCUCUUGAAACGGCCAAAUCCCGAUCAAUGACGUCUCUUUCAGCUCUUUUAGCUGUCCUGUUCAUCUGGAUCGUCUAUCACUUCUACCAGAGGGAUCUACAGGAAUCAGGAUCUUGGGGGUGUGAAAUGAGCUGGAUGUCUCCCUCGUAUCAGCUCGUUGAAUGGCAGGAUAAUCCCAUACCACGUUACCAGGUUUACCUCUAUCGCGAGCAAGGUUUGGAGAUGGAGUCAUCUCUAAUUGGUCACCCCGUCAUCUUCAUCCCAGGUAAUGCUGGCUCAUACCAACAAGUGAGGUCUAUCGCGUCAUCCGCCGUCAGGCAGUAUCAAGAACAAUCUUCAUUUAGGCGGGGCAUGAUGAAGCUGGACUUCUUCACGAUCGACUUCAAAGAGGACUUUUCUGCUUUUCAUGCGCGUACUCUCUCCACACAAGCCGAUUUCAUCCGUCAUACUGUACGCCGGAUACUCGCUGAAUACAACCAUCUACCUUCUUCGGAGCGGCCUUCACAAGUCACGCUGCUAGCUCAUUCGAUGGGUGGUAUAGCUUCUAGAUUGGCUGUUACGGUAGAAGACAUCUCCAAUUCGGUCGACGCCAUCCUCACCAUGUCUACCCCUCACUUGACGCCUCCCCUCACCAUCGAGUGGGAUAUGGAACAGAUAUAUCAAACGAUCUCUCACCCCAUUCGACCACUACUCAUUUCAUUAUGCGGUGGAAUAUCAGAUACUCAAGUCGUAUCUGACAGCUGUGCUCUCCCUUCAACCCUUCUAUCGGAAGAUGAUGGAUUCGCUACCUUCACGACCGGGAUCCCUGGGGUCUGGACAGGGGUAGACCAUCAGGCUAUCGUCUGGUGCCAUCAAGUACGCUAUCUCAUCGCCAAGGCCCUUCUCCAGAUGGCUUCGAUACAAUCUCGGAUCGACAAAUUAUCUAUCGCAAGGAGUGCCUUUCUCGGAGACUAUAGCUUGAGAUCUUCCCACGUAGAUACACACAGUCUUCCCAUCACCUCUACCGAAAUGACGAUCAUAGCUGAGCCCAAGACGGAAGACUCUCACAUAAAUCUGGCGGUUCAACACUGCACGGACAAGUGUCGAGAUAUUCCGCUCACCCACUCACUUGUGCCGCGACCUAGGAAUAUCAAUGCCCCUUUCCCUCUGCCUGGUGAGGGCGUCAAGAGAGACGAAAAACUUCUGAUUGUCGAUGUUAAUCCGAGAGGAGUAGACGGAGUUUUGGAAGUGCGCACAGAUUCACAUCGGAUAAUCGAAGCCAGAUCAAGAAAGGUGAUGACAUCGCAGACAUCGACAUGGCGCGCCAACGACUCGUCACGUAAUGCAACUUCCCUCAUGCUGAACUUUCCCAAAACUCGCUCAUCGUCUUUGCUUGUACAUAAAGUUAGAACCAUCCUAGCUGGUAGCUGUGACGGUCUCCGUCCCAUCAUUCAGCAUAUUUCGAUACCCUCAUAUCCUUUCCAAAACGUCACAUCGGAAUCUCGCUCGUACCCUAAUACCAAAAGCGGCCAAUCCAUAUUUUUGCAUUCGCAUGUGGAAAGCAUACCUUUCCAAUCGGGAGAAAGUACUGCCAGCGGUGUGACUCUGAGAAUUGUCCAACAAUCGGAUUGUCGAGUUGAGCAAUUGCAGAUUUCCAUAGACACUUUUGGCAUCUUGGCCAAGAUCGUCACUCGCUACCGAAUGACCUUUAUUUCAUGGCCUUUGGGGUGGAUCGCGGUCGUGCUACUAAUGCAGUUGCAGGUAUUAAGGAGAGAGGGGAGAUUUCCAUCUUUUGGUGAUGGUCUGGAGCAAGUAGGUCGGCGUUGGCUGCUUGGCUGUUGCGUGUUACUGGGCGUUGUAAACAUCGUACAAGCAUGUUUGGGAACUACCCUGCAUCUCAAUACCCUCAUGCUCGGGACCGUUGACCUGGCUCUGCUGCCACUUGUAAUUUUUAUGGCUUUGUGGACAUUCAGCUUGACAUGUGUCGCUUGGUUUGGAGUUCACUUCAUCAAUGCUUCGCUUAGAACCAUGGUGUUACGAGCUUUUGGAAGGGGGUCUCAAGAGUCCAAUCAUACCAUCAAUACUCAUCCCUCACGAUCGGUAUUCCUGAUGUGCCUGAUCAUGGUCCUGGUAUAUUUGUUCAUACCUCAUCAACUCGUCUUUGUCGUGUCGGUGGCAGUACUAUGGGCCAGCCUCAUAUGGAAAGAUCGUAUAGAUAUAUCCGAUGAAUUCGGAAAUACCAUUUUGUUCUUAAUGAUCUUCCUCUUACCCUUUAAAGCGACGACGUUACUUGUCUGGGGUAGAAGUUUAUGGACCAACUGGCAACAUCCGUUGUCUAUCGAACACAACAUACUCUACGUAGGACCAGCCGUGCUCUUGACAGUUUUGUGUGCCGGUGGUAGCAGUCCUAAGAAGAGGAAUAUAACGAUUCAGAUUUGUCGAAUGAGCCUGUUCACUUUUGCAAUCUUAGCUUUCGUCUGUGGUAGUCGGUGGACAUGGAUGCUAUUACCAAUGGCUCACAUCGUAUUGCUGGCUCUGGUAGGGGUGAUUUGGUAA
Kwoniella botswanensis is the source of this 2580-nucleotide messenger RNA. RefSeq lists its product as uncharacterized. The transcript is spliced from 9 exons. Gene Ontology annotation, molecular function: phosphatidylinositol deacylase activity. The record is from RefSeq and is a predicted model, not a curated record. NCBI's taxonomy places the organism in Eukaryota, Fungi, Basidiomycota, Tremellomycetes, Tremellales, Cryptococcaceae. Gene Ontology annotation, biological process: GPI anchor metabolic process; endoplasmic reticulum to Golgi vesicle-mediated transport. Gene Ontology annotation, cellular component: endoplasmic reticulum. Bases 1 to 2580 code for a protein of 859 amino acids.